This is a messenger RNA of Miscanthus lutarioriparius, 747 nucleotides long. The record is from the annotation of a GenBank genome assembly. Lineage: Eukaryota; Viridiplantae; Streptophyta; Magnoliopsida; Poales; Poaceae.
AUGGCGCGGUGCCCAGCUCAGGUCGCUCUCUGCUCACUUGCUCUGCUCCUCCUGCUUCCAGCUGCGCGGUCGGCGACGUUCACGAUGACCAACAACUGCGGCUACACGGUGUGGCCGGGGCUGCUGUCCGGCGCCGGCACGGCUCCGCUCUCCACGACGGGGUUCGCGCUGGCGCUCGGCGCGUCGGCGACUGUGGACGCCACCACCGGCAAGUUCACCUGCGCCACGGGCGACUGCGGCUCGGGCAGUGUCCAGUGCAACGGCGGUGGCGCUGCUCCGCCCGCCACGCUGGCGGAGUUCACGCUUGAUGGCUCCGGCGGCCUGGACUUCUUCGACGUCAGCCUUGUGGACGGCUACAACAUCCCCAUGCUCAUCGUUCCGCAGGGCGCGGGCGGCGGCGGCGGCAAUGAGUCUGCUGACUCCGGCAAGUGCAUGGCCACCGGCUGCCUCGUGGAUCUCAACGGCGCGUGUCCAGCUGAUCUGAGGGUUAUGGCUGCAUCGACGACGUCCGGCGGCGGCGGGGCCGUGGCGUGCCGCAGCGCGUGCGAGGCGUUCGGGACGCCGCAGUACUGCUGCAGCGGCGCUUAUGGGAAUCCCAACACGUGCCGGCCGUCGACGUACUCGCAGUUCUUCAAGAACGCGUGCCCGCGCGCCUACAGCUACGCCUACGACGACUCCACCUCCACGUUCACUUGCGCCACCGGCAUCAGCUACGCCAUCACCUUCUGCCCGAGCAUCACCAGGUAA